AUGAAGAAGGACCACCUGAAUCUGAUGGCAGCUCUGUGUGAGAGCGUGUUGGCAGUCAACAUGUUACUGAGUGUCUUCUUUCUUCCAGGUUCUUUGGCUUAUUGUGGUGAUAAAAAACCAGGCCUCAGAAUCACUGCACCAAAGAAGAUUGAAGCUCUGAAUGGAUCUUGUCUGCAAAUCCCAUGUAGCUUUAAUACAGAGGACAAAACAUUUGAUAGCAGCAAAACUAUCUAUGGAAUCUGGAUAAAAAAUAACUUGAAUUUUGGCCACAGUCCAAACGUUAUUUUCAACAGCAGUGGGUCAGUAAACACCUUUUCACUGAAUAUUAUUGGAAACCUGAGAGAGAGAAACUGCACCACUCUGUUUCCUGAUUUAAACACAAGUUUUACAGAAAGAUACUUCUUCAGAGUUGAGAACGGGAACUACAGAGCAACAGCUUGUGCUGAUCCUGUCAACAUAACAGUUAAAGAUGCUCCUUGGAGUCCCAGCAUUAACAUCCCUGCUGAUCUGAAGGAGCAUCAGUCUGUCACUAUCAGCUGCUCAGCUUUGACUCCCUGUCCACACUCACCUCCUGAACUCACCUGGAAUCUCCAACAAGACUCUCACAGACAAACAGAGAAAAACACAGAGGGAACCUUUACAACUAAAAUCCAGGAGAACAUCACUCUGUCAGACACACAUGAUGGAUACAACAUCAGCUGUUCUGCCACAUAUCCUGUGAAUGGAGGAAGCAAGACAGCAGAGACAGAAGUGACUCUCAGUGUUUCAUGUAAGUGA
This is a messenger RNA of Fundulus heteroclitus (mummichog), 777 nucleotides long. RefSeq names its product myelin-associated glycoprotein-like. The coding region runs from base 1 to 777 and encodes 258 amino acids. The transcript has 3 exons. The record is from RefSeq and is a predicted model, not a curated record. NCBI's taxonomy places the organism in Eukaryota, Metazoa, Chordata, Actinopteri, Cyprinodontiformes, Fundulidae.